This is a messenger RNA of Hibiscus syriacus, 519 nucleotides long. Its product is annotated as pectinesterase inhibitor-like. The transcript has a single exon. NCBI's taxonomy places the organism in Eukaryota, Viridiplantae, Streptophyta, Magnoliopsida, Malvales, Malvaceae. The record is from RefSeq and is a predicted model, not a curated record. Gene Ontology annotation, molecular function: enzyme inhibitor activity. The annotation marks the transcript as partial.
UUAUCUUUCUUCAUCUGUUCCUCUUUCUUCUUAUUGAACAACGCUGCUCCCGAGAAUAAAAUAGUCACCGAAGUCUGUCAAAAAGUGAGGGAGAAGAAUCUGUGUCUCUCGAGUUUGAGUGCGGAGCAUGCCGGCCAAGACGCCAAGGACAUAGCCGCCGUCGGAUUGAUAGCAAUCAACGUCGCUUCCAACAACGGCUCGGCCAUCUCGGUCUUCAUCAAGAACACGCUCGUGGAUAGGGAACAUCUAGGACCCUCCGUAGAGCAGAACUUUGAAGAUUGCGCGGAAAAUUUCGAUGACGCGAUGCAGGAACUUGACGAUGCCCUGGAACUCAUCACAUCGAAGGAUUUCAAAAAUUUGAAAACGGAGAUGGGAGCUGCCAUUGACGAUGCCGACGCGUGCGCGAUGCUGUUGAAUCAAAGCGGAGGAAAAGAUCUGGAGCUGUUUAACAAGGCUAACAUCUUCCGUCAACUGUGUUCUAUUGCCUACGACAUCGCCAAUAUUGUGGCUCCAAAUUAA